CAGCCUUAUUUUCUCUUUGUUUCGUUAAAUCGAACGAAUCUAAGCCGUCAGUAGGGAGUCGCGUUGUUUUUGUAUCAGUGCCAUAUCCGCUUUUAAAAUUUCCAACGUAUUCCCUGAAUCUGGAGACAUGUCCGACGUGUUGGUGCCGGGCUUGUUCUUUUUGCUUUUUGCAGCGGUGGUAGCCGAGAACAACACUGAUGCGAGCAUACAGAUCAAGCACCAUUUUGUACCUCGCCAUAUAGAUAAGAAGUUUCCUGGGAAUAAACGGUUUGUCGAAGAUUACUAUUGGACCGAGGUGGUGAUUCCUGUGGGAAAACAGUUCCUAGUACGUUGCCCACGUGACGAGCCAUACGAUCACCCUAUCCAGCGCCACCGUUACUUGGUGGGGAUGAUUGACGGACGGUACAGUUCCAAUUUCACGACGUACGGCAGUCCGGGCUGUCCGGAUCUGUGGACUAACAACUUGCAGCAGCUCGGAAUCGGACGAGAUUGCUGGCAAGAGUCCAACUGCACCGUUUCCACACGAGACCCGUCCACGGAUCCGUGGUGCUCCAAGCGACCAUUAAUGCUACGAUUCCGGUGUCUGGAUGCUAGCAGUAUUAAGGCAAUAUUGGUGACAACGAUCAUAGAAUAAUCUGGACGGAAGGAAUUAGCGCGAUUGCAUGUUGCGCGGUUUGGGCUUUUCGGAGGUUGCACUCAGUUGCAGCAUACCGUACUUGUGCUACUGAGUAGUAUUUGGCCGAUUCUUUAUAGCACUAAAUUUUUGUAUCUAUAAUAGACAGUGACGUGGAACUGUACGUGUGAACUGAAUCCCACGGUACCAAAAAACGUGAAAUCUCUCUAAGUAGUAAAUACUGCAUGGCAGCAUGCGUAAGUCAAAAUGA
Paramacrobiotus metropolitanus is the source of this 884-nucleotide messenger RNA. RefSeq lists its product as uncharacterized. Bases 128 to 634 code for a protein of 168 amino acids. The record is from RefSeq and is a predicted model, not a curated record. The transcript has 3 exons. Lineage: Eukaryota; Metazoa; Tardigrada; Eutardigrada; Parachela; Macrobiotidae.